Camellia sinensis is the source of this 889-nucleotide messenger RNA. NCBI's taxonomy places the organism in Eukaryota, Viridiplantae, Streptophyta, Magnoliopsida, Ericales, Theaceae. The record is from RefSeq and is a predicted model, not a curated record.
CCCUCAGAUCACACAUCCCACAAUUACGUGUCGUGAACGAAGGUCGACUCAAGAGAGAGAGAGAGACUCCACCUAUAAAAAAGUAAAAAUACCACAGUUGGCUUCGACGAUUCAACCAAACUCGCUGCUUUGCAACAUUCUUUACCCAAAAGACAGACGAGACGACUUCUCGAUAUCCAUAUAACAGAGAGAGAAAGAGAUAGUUCUUGGAAUUUUUUUCCCAACAAUUCGUCAAUUCUCAAUCUUUGGUGGAAGAUAACUAUGAGUUCUUUCAAGCAAGAGCAUGACUUUGAUUGUUUUAACAUAUUUGUCCAUGGCAAUGGUGGUGUUGGGGCUUAAUAUUGUGUUCCAAUUUUCAGAUAAGAGGCGUGCUGAGGCUGCAAGAAUUAGGGAGAAGUACCCAGACCGAAUUCCAGUGAUUGUGGAGAAGGCUGAGAGAAGUGAUAUUCCCAACAUCGACAAGAAAUACCUUGUUCCAGCUGACCUGACAGUGGGGCAAUUUGUCUAUGUAAUCCGGAAGAGAAUCAAACUGAGUGCUGAGAAAGCAAUCUUUAUAUUUGUGGACAAUGUCCUUCCACCUACAGGUGGAAUAAUGUCUACUAUAUAUGAUGACAAGAAGGAUGAGGAUGGGUUUCUCUAUGUUACUUAUAGCGGGGAAAACACAUUUGGAUUGCAAAUUCUUCACUAGCCUAAAAGUUAUCAUUGAUGUCUUCCUUGCAAUUUUAUCAUCCACGUUAUCUUUAUUUCCAUUGCCUUGUAUUAAAUAAUUCUGCAACAUGUCCGCAUGUUAUAAAUGUACAGAAAUAUUGUGUAUAUAUAUUUCGUUAGUAUAUAAUUUAUAUAAUUCAUGGCUGAUGGAUAUUUCUAUAUCCCUGCAUGUGUGUAUUAA